Messenger RNA from Sphenostylis stenocarpa, 1584 nucleotides. The record is from the annotation of a GenBank genome assembly. NCBI's taxonomy places the organism in Eukaryota, Viridiplantae, Streptophyta, Magnoliopsida, Fabales, Fabaceae.
AUGUUGGUAUCUGCUGACUUCAGUUCUCUCAUGGCUUUGAUCAUGGCACUUGGUUUCUCUGUCUUCUUCUUCUUCAAACUCGUCUCUCUCUCCGCUCUAGUCUCUUUCUCUGCUUUCCUCCCAACAACCUUCGCCAAAGGAUUCUCCAUCGAAGAGGCAACUAUUUAUGAUCUCCAACUAGCUUUCCGGAGAAAUCAAUUAACCUCUAGGCAACUGGUGGAUUUCUACCACAAACAAAUACAAAUCCAAAACCCAGUUCUGAGAGGAGUGUUGGAGUUAAACCCAGAUGCACUAGCACAAGCUGACAAAGCUGACCAGGAGAGAAAGGCCAAGGCACCAGGGUCUCUUUCUGCAUUGCAUGGAAUACCCAUUUUGGUUAAGGAUAACAUUGCAACCAAGGAUAAGAUGAACACCACUGCAGGCUCUUUUGCACUUCUGGGCUCUGUGGUGCCCAGAGAUGCAGGCGUAGUAACCAGGUUAAGAAAAGCUGGAGGCAUCAUUUUAGGGAAGGCCACUCUGAGUGAGUGGUCACAUUACAGGUCGGCUGAAGCACCUAGUGGUUGGUGUGCCAGAGGAGGAAAAGGAAAGAAUCCAUACACAAUGGGUGAUCCUUGUGGAUCCAGCAGUGGAUCUGCAAUAUCAGUAGCAGCCAAUUUGGUGGCAGUGUCGCUUGGUACAGAGACAGAUGGGUCUAUUUUAUGCCCUUCAGAUUCUAACUCAGUAGUGGGCAUCAAACCAACAGUUGGACUCACUAGCAGAGCAGGGGUAGUUCCAAUCAGCCCAAGACAAGACACGGUUGGACCAAUUUGCAGGACUGUAUCAGAUGCUGCUCUUGUUCUUGAAACUAUUGUAGGAAUUGACGCCAAUGAUAAAGCAACAAUGAAAGCAUCAAAGUAUAUCCCAAAAGGAGGCUAUGCUCAAUUUCUAAGGAAAGAUGGACUACGAGGAAAGAGACUAGGAGUUCUUAGAGAUUUCUACGGUUUUGGAAAUAAUAGUUUUCUGCAUAAAACUUUUGGGCAACACCUAAAAACAUUAAGGCAGAAAGGAGCAGAUUUGCUUGACAAUUUGGAGAUAGAAAAUAUUAAUGAAGUUUUUAGUGAUCCAAGUGAAGAUAUUGCUUUGUCAUUUGAAUUCAAAUAUUCCUUGAACGCUUACCUCAAAGACUUAGUUACUUCCCCGGUGAGAAGCUUGGCCGAUGUAAUAACCUUCAACAACAAACACCCAAAAUUGGAGAAAGUUGAGGAGUACCGCCAAGAUCUCAUGCUGCAAGCUCAGAAGAGAAAUGGAAUUGGAACACUGAAACAAGCAUUAUCAAACUUGACAAGAUUGUCACAAGAUGGAUUUGAGAAACUAAUGACAGAAAAUAAGCUUGAUGCGGUGGUCGUACCCUUUGCAAAAUUUAGUCCUGUACUUGCUAUCGGAGGUCAUCCUGGAGUAACUGUUCCAGCAGGAUAUGAAAAGGGUGCACCGGUUGGAGUUUGCUUUGGAGGUUUGAGAGGCUCUGAGCCAAAGCUGAUCGAAAUUGCAUAUUCCUUUGAGCAAGCAACUAGGAUCAGGAAGCCUCCUCCACUUCGUCAUCAUUAA